AUGGCCAACGGCAACGAGAGCAGCGAGGGCGCCGGCGGCCCGGUGGGCGUGGUGGUGGCGACCGCGGGCGGCGUAGGGGGGGCGGGGGGGCCGGCCUCCGCCGUCUCCACCUACCUGAAGCUGGUGCUGCUGGGGCUGAUCAUCUGCGUCAGCCUGGUGGGCAACCUGGUGGUGUCCCUGCUGGUGCUGCGGGACCGCACGCUCCACAAGGCGCCCUACUACUUCCUGCUGGACCUGUGCCUGGCCGACAGCGUCCGCUCGGCCGUGUGCUUCCCCUUCGUCCUGGUGUCCAUCAAGAACGGCUCGGCCUGGACGUACAGCGUGCUGAGCUGCAAGGUGGUGGCCUUCAUGGCUGUCCUCUUCUGCUUCCACGCCGCCUUCAUGCUGUUCUGCAUCAGCGUGACGCGCUACAUGGCCAUCGCCCACCACCGCUUCUACUCCAAGCGGAUGACCUUCUGGACGUGCGUGGCCGUGGUGUGCAUGGUGUGGACGCUGUCGGUGGCCAUGGCGUUCCCGCCCGUCUUCGACGUGGGCACCUACAAGUUCAUCCGCGAGGAGGACCAGUGCAUCUUCGAGCACCGCUACUUCAAGGCCAACGACACGCUGGGCUUCAUGCUGAUGCUGGCCGUGCUCAUCCUGGCCACGCACGUGGUCUACAUGAAGCUGCUGCUCUUUGAGUACAAGCACCGCAAGAUGAAGCCCGUUCAGAUGGUGCCGGCCAUCAGCCAGAACUGGACCUUCCACGGCCCCGGGGCCACGGGCCAGGCGGCGGCCAACUGGAUCGCGGGCUUCGGGAGGGGCCCCAUGCCGCCCACCCUGCUGGGGAUCCGGCAGAACUUGCACAACCAGAACCGCCGCCUGCUGGGCAUGGAGGAGUUCAAGGCGGAGAAGCAGCUGGGCAGGAUGUUCUACGUGAUCACGCUGCUCUUCCUGGUGCUGUGGUCGCCGUACAUCGUGGCGUGCUACUGGCGCGUGUUCGUCAAGGCGUGCACGCUGCCGCACCGGUACCUCUCCACCACCGUGUGGAUGAGCUUCGCCCAGGCCGGGGUCAACCCCAUCGUGUGCUUCUUCCUCAACAAGGACCUGAAGAAGGGGUUCCUGGCCAGCCUGCCGGCCUGCUGCAGGACUAAACCUCACCCGCCACGGGAGCCUUACUGCGUCAUGUGAG
Messenger RNA from Gadus chalcogrammus (walleye pollock), 1168 nucleotides. It is a transcript of the gene gpr173, whose product is annotated as G protein-coupled receptor 173. Gene Ontology annotation, molecular function: G protein-coupled receptor activity. The coding region runs from base 1 to 1167 and encodes 388 amino acids. Lineage: Eukaryota; Metazoa; Chordata; Actinopteri; Gadiformes; Gadidae. Gene Ontology annotation, biological process: G protein-coupled receptor signaling pathway. The record is from RefSeq and is a predicted model, not a curated record. The transcript has a single exon. Gene Ontology annotation, cellular component: plasma membrane.